This is a messenger RNA of Stegastes partitus (bicolor damselfish), 4804 nucleotides long. RefSeq names its product solute carrier family 12 member 9. Gene Ontology annotation, biological process: chloride transmembrane transport; cell volume homeostasis; potassium ion homeostasis. Gene Ontology annotation, cellular component: membrane. Gene Ontology annotation, molecular function: potassium:chloride symporter activity. The transcript is spliced from 13 exons. Bases 333 to 3209 code for a protein of 958 amino acids. NCBI's taxonomy places the organism in Eukaryota, Metazoa, Chordata, Actinopteri, Pomacentridae. The record is from RefSeq and is a predicted model, not a curated record.
GGCGGUGGUACGGAGGAGAGAGGAGGGCAGCCCGUCACGGUUUUAACGCACAUUUUGAUGCUAAAUGAAGGAACCGGUCGUGUGAACAUGUAGGUCCACCGCGCUGGUUGUGUUUGAAGUUACUUUUGACCGGUACCGGACGCGCUGGGUCGCGGUUCUGCCAUGUGGCGGGCUGAAGUGGACUUUUAACUGUCGGGAAUCAGGGCGCCUCUAACUUCGGAAACCGCCGUAAAGACUAAUUGACGUGUUCGGAAACAUUCGGACGAACUCAGUCCGAGUCUGUUUGGUCCACUUUGAGAAGUUGUGGCUCCUGUCCAGCGGUAGGUUUCACCAUGACAGAGCGGACUCCUCUCCUCCACUACCGCCUCUCCACCAGCGUCAAUGAGUCCGAGCUGCGGGCUCCACCGGCCGGCCAGGCCCCGGAGCAGCACCCGGGCAGCCCCAGGCGGCGGUCCGGCCAGCAGCGGCAGCCCAAGAAGCUGUCGGUCUUCUUCGGCGUGGUGAUCCCCACCCUGCUGUCCAUGUUCAGCGUGGUGUUGUUUCUGAGGAUAGGAUUUGUGGUGGGACACUCCGGACUGUACCAAGCUAUCGCCAUGUUCCUGGUGGCCUACUUCAUCAUCUGCAUGACUGUGCUGUCGGUGUGCGCCAUCUCCACCAACGGAGCCCUGGAUGCCGGGGGAGCCUACUACAUGAUCAGCCGAGCGUUGGGUCCAGAGUUUGGCGGCAGCAUCGGCAUCAUGUUCUUCCUGGCCAACGUGUGCGGCAGCGCUCUCUAUGUGCUCGGCCUGGUUGAAGCUAUUGUGACCACAUUUGGAGUCCCUGAAGAUGGGACUCUGGCCACUUCUCCCUACCAGGUCCUGCCUUCGGGCUACUGGUGGUCCCUGCUUUACGGCACCGGCGUCGCCCUGCUCUGCCUGCUGGUGUGCCUGGUGGGAGCCCACAUCUACGCCAAGGCCACCUUCCUCAUCUUCGUGGUGGUCAUGUUUGUCCUGGGCACCAUCUUCGUCAGCUUCUUCGCCGUACACCCUCGAACCAUCGUGCUGCCGCGCCCCGCCUCGUUCAACCCGACGCCCAAUGGGACCGGCCCUUCGUUUCCCAACACGGCCAAUUUUACCGGCUUCAAGCUGGACACGCUGCUCGGGAACCUGUGGGCCAAGUACACUGAAGAUUACACAACAGGAAACAUGAUGACCUUUACCACCGUGUUCGCGGUGAUGUUCAACGGCUGCACCGGCAUCAUGGCAGGUUCUAACAUGUCAGGCGACCUGAAGAAUCCCAGCUACUCCAUCCCCCGUGGCACCAUCACAGCCGUCAUCUUCACCUUCAUCAUCUACAACCUGCUGUGUGUGCUGGUGGCCUGCUCCUGUGACCGCAUCCUGCUUCAGAGGGAUUACAGUUUCCUGAGAGACAUCAACAUCUGGAACCCCUUCGUCACCAUCGGGGUUUAUUCCUCGACGCUGUCCGCUGCCAUGAGCAACCUCAUCGGAGCCUCGCGCAUCCUCUACGCCCUGGCCAGGGACGACUUGUUCGGUAAGGUGUUGUCUCCGGCUAAGAAGACGUCCCACAGCGGCAACCCCUGGGUCUCGGUGCUCAUCUCCUGGUUCCUCGUGCAGCUGGUGCUAUUUUCAGGAAAGCUCAACACCAUCGCCAGUAUUGUGACCAUUUUCUUCCUGCUGGUGUAUGCUGCCGUGGACUUGGCUUGCCUCGCCCUAGAAUGGGCCUCUGCACCUAAUUUCAGGCCCACCUUUCGCUACUUCACCUGGCAUACCUGCGUGCUGGGUAUCAUUGGCUGCGCCGUCAUGAUGUUCCUAAUCAACGCCAUCUACGCCUCGGCCAGCAUCGCCUUCAUGCUGCUGCUGCUUCUGCUGAUUCACUACCUCAGUCCCACCUCCAGCUGGGGCUACAUCAGCCAGGCUCUCAUUUUCCACCAGGUGCGUAAGUACUUGCUGAUGCUGGACGUGAGGAAGGACCACGUGAAGUUCUGGAGGCCUCAGGUCCUGCUGAUGGUUUCCAACCCUCGCAGCAGCGUUGGCCUCAUCACCUUCAUCAACGACAUCAAGAAGAGCGGCCUGUACGUGCUGGGACACGUCCAGCUGGGAGACCUCAACACUUUACCAUCCGACCCUCUGCAGUCCCAGUAUGACUCCUGGCUGUCCCUGGUGGAUCAUCUAAACAUCAAGGCCUUUGUCAACCUGACGCUGGCGGACUCUGUUCGUCACGGCGUCCAGCAUCUGCUCUUUAUCUCGGGACUAGGGGGAAUGCGUCCCAACACCCUCGUCCUGGGUUUCUAUGACGACGGUCUUCCAAAGGACAAGCUGAUUGAUCCGUCCCUGUCCACCAGUCAGUCUGCAGAUCCCCCGGGCCCCGGCCAGGAGCUGGAGCAGCCUCCUCUCUUCCACUUCGCCUCCCUGCGGGGGUCCAGUGACAGACCGGAUUUCGGUGAAUUUGGGGACGGGAAGGUCCUCGGCCCUCAAGAGUACGUGGCGAUCAUCGCCGACGCCAUGAAGAUGCUGAAGAACGUGGUUCUGGCUCGACACUUCAACAACUUUGACCGAGCCCAGGCCCUGGCGCCGCCCUCCUCCUCUCCGGGGAAGGGAGCCGUGUACGUGGACGUGUGGCCGGUCAACCUCCUGCGCCCAGACAGCUGCAGCUACGUGGACACCUGCUCCCUGUUCCUGCUGCAGCUGGCGUGCAUCCUCAACAUGGUGAGAGCCUGGCGCAAGGCCACGCUGCGCCUCUUCCUGUGCGUGGAGCAGGGACGCAGCGUGAGGGGCUCGGAGGAGAAGCUGGGCCAGCUGCUCAAAGAGCUGAGGAUCAAAGCUCAGAUCCACACCGUGCCCUGGGACCAGCAGGUGGCGCUACACUGGCAGCGGCAGAACGACUGGGGCAAGAAGCAGCGCUCGCAAUCCCCGGACGGCGGAACAGAGGAGAAGCGAGCCGACGAGGAAGAGGAGAACGAAGACGAUUACGUCAACAGCUUCCCGAGCAACGCCACGCGCCUGUCCGACGACUACCUGUCGGCCGUCAACCAGCUGAUCCUGGAUCAGGCCCGACCCCCGCCUGCUGUGCGUUUCCUGUACUUGCCGCGACCUCCAGCCGACACCCGCCGCUACAGCGCCUAUUUACGCCAGCUGGAGCUGCUGACUCAGGAUCUGGGCCCCACGCUGCUCAUCCACGGUGUCACGCCCGUCAUCACCACCGACCUGUGAGCGCUCUCCGUCCUCACAGUGGGAAGUGCCUUGGAUGCAGAGAGCUGUCAGCGCUUCAGUGUCCAGCGACGUCUGUCCUCAACAGCAGAACGGGGAAACCCUUUAGAUCAUUCACUGCUCGCUCAUGAACACCAUCUGCACCGCCUCGCACAACAGCGUCUCCAGAGGCGCAGCCUGUUUUAGAAUAUUUAAGAUGCAGACCACACAUCGUGCAGCACAUGUUGGCCCUAACCCUAACCCAUGUAGGUUACCACAUGACUGUCUACAUAUUUCACCCUUUCUUUAUUUUAUCUGCGUUCUCUACCUGCUCUUCUGGUUUUCCCAUCAAGCAGGAAGACACUAUGAUUUUUUUCGAUAACCUUGUGGCAGUUUCAGCACAACACAAUCAGACUGUGAUUGAACGAACCAAAAUACAUUUAGCAGGAGUAGAAACUGUGACUGAACGCUGAACCUGUGGAGCCAGCCAGCCAAUCAGAACCCCCGUCAGACAGCACAUGGGUUCGUUUGUCCCGGUGUCACACAAACGUUUCUUAGUCGUAGCAUUCCUUCGUGCUUCCCUGGUUCUGCUGCUGCUCUUCCACUUUAGCAGCUUCAGACAAAGGAAGCAGCUGAAUCAUAGCAUCGGUGCUGCUGAUGUUCAGUGUUAUUCCAAAAAGGAUUUCAUGUCUCAGGACCACGUUCCACUUUUAUCCAAAUGCACUUUUGUUCCUUCCUCGGCCAAACUGCACGUCGUGCAGCUUUUAAAUCCACAGACGUGUUUACAGCACCAGUAACUACUGUGAUGAUCUGUGAUAUUUUACUGAUUUGUUUUUAAGCCUCCUGUGUACUAAUCACUUUCAGUUUUCGUUCAGCAGCGGCCGCGGUGCUCGACCAGACUCCUACUGAAGUGCCUGAAUGAGUUCAAAGAGCUGCUCGGCUCUGCAGCCUUUACCCAAAGUCCUCAAACAUUUAAAGUGAACCUGUGUAAGUUUUGCUGAACUGCGUCGACACAAAUGGGAUUUAUGAGGUAUUUGUGAUUGUGCGUAGUUUCCCUUUAAGCUGUGUUAUCACUGUGCUAGCCGGCACACUGAGGCCAGCAGUAUUCCCACUGCUUGAUAAUGCGCUCUGUUUCCUCUGUGACAGUAGUCGAAGGGGUAGUGAUCCUUAAACUCUGAGUCUCUGAAGUCACUGCUAGUAAAAUAGAUUCCUUCAGCUCAGACAAUCUUCCUCACGCUGCCGCUGACACAUGUGGGCUCCAGAUCCGUGUUUGAAGAGGGGCUGUGCUUGGAUCUGAACCUGCCUCGACAGCCUUCCACUGCGCUCGGAUGAGAUACGUGUUUACUUGUGGACCAAUUAGAUCUACUCUGGUUCUGUAGAUAGGUUUUGUUUGGACACUACACUCCUCCUCAACAAACCACUGACACUACAUUUCUUCAAAUCUUUGUCUUGGAUUUCUGUUCUCCAACUUUUGUGGGAACCAGAAAACUUGAGCAGAACACGCUUUAGUGAAGAAAUGAAAGAUUCAGUGUCUGAAUUGCUUUUGAAAUCUGAUAUAUAUAUAAAAACUUUACAAGAUGUAAACUGAAAUGACAGACAAAAAUAAAAUGUUUUUAUUA